UUUUUUCUUGUUCCGUAUCUCUCAAGUUAAAGUGCCAAAAUCUUUAAAGAAAACAGAGGAAAAAACCACCUGAAAAAUACUGGACACGUCAGUUGCUAUUUUGUCAUAAAAAAUUCCCCCACUUCAGUCAUCCAGUUACAAUACAAUAAGUUGCACAUUUAACAAGUUGCAAUCGAGCGCACAAAAUGAAAAUGGUUAAUUCCAUUUUAUUAUUAGCAAUUACAAUUGUUGCGCUAGUUACAGCGCUUCCAGUGACACGAAAUAAAAAAGAUGAUACACCAGCAGAUCCAUCGACAGAAAAACCAACAGGUGCAGAUCUUAAAUCGGUUCUAGAAUAUGAAAGAUAUUUAAGAGAAGUCGUAGAAGUUCUGGAAACUGACCCUGAAUUCAGGAAAAAAAUUGACACUGUCGCUGAAGCUGACAUUAGAAGCGGGAAAAUCGCUCAAGAAUUAGAUUAUGUUAAUCAUCAUGUUCGUUCUAAAUUGGAUGAAAUCAAACGACGUGAAAUCGAUAGAUUACGAUCACUCGCUAAUAAAGAAUUCGAAUUGACCAAUGAAAUUGAUAGGGAACACAUGAAAAUCCCUCAACACAUUGAUCAUGGCAAUGAACACACUUUUGAGAUUGAAGAUUUGAAAAAGUUGAUUAUGAAGGCGACAGAGGAUUUGGCUGAAGCUGAUAAGAAGCGUAGGGAGGAGUUUAAAGAAUAUGAAAUGCAAAAGGAAUUUGAGAAACAAGCUACACUCAAAGAGUUGGAUGAGGAGUCGAAGAAGAAGUUUGAAGAGGAAGCAAGGAAGAAUAAGGAACGUCAUAAUGAACAUGAAAAAGUUCAUCAUCCAGGAAAUAAGGCUCAGUUGGAGGAAGUGUGGGAGAAACAGGAUCAUUUGGAUAAGGAUGAUUUUAAUCCUAGGACCUUCUUUAUGUUGCAUGAUGUUGACAGCAAUGGAGUUUGGGAUGAAACCGAAGUAAAAGCCUUGUUUGUAAAGGAACUUGACAAAGUCUACCAAUCUGGACUUCCCGAAGAUGAUAUGCGUGAACGUGCCGAAGAAAUGGAACGUAUGCGAGAACAUGUCUUCAAAGAAACCGACACAAACCGUGAUGGUUUGAUUAGUUUCCAAGAAUUCAUGGAUCAGACCAAGAGAGAAGAAUUCAAUCGUGAUCCUGGUUGGGAUACAGUCGACAAUGAACCACAAUACACUCAUGAGGAGUAUCUUGAAUUUGAACGCAGGCGUCAAGAGGAGGUUCAACGGAUGAUUGCCCAAGGAUUGCUCCCACCUCAUCCAAAUAUGCCAAAUGGAUACUAUCCUAAUCCAAAUCAACAACAAUUCCAAGGCAAUCCCCAGGUUCAGGGGCAACAAAUGCACUACCAAAUGCAACCUCCACAACAAUACCACCCUGAAGCUAUUCAACAACAACAACAGCAGUUCCAACAUCCUGGACAACCGGUGCAGGUGCAUCCAAAUCAAGUCUAUCAACAAGUGCAACAGCAGCAACAACAAUACCAACAACAACAACAGCAACAGUAUCAACAAUAUCAGCAAACGCAACAACAAUACCAACAGCCUCCUCAACAACAACAAAUGCCCGUACAACAGCAGCAACAAGUUCCAGUACAGCAACAACAGCAGGCUCCUCAAAUGCAACAGCAACAACCACAUCCUAACCAACUUCCUCCUCAACCACAACAACAGCAGGCAGCUCCAGCUCCUCCACAACAACAACAACCUGUGCAACAACAGGCUGUGCCAGUUCAACAAGCUAUUCCAGUUCAACAACAAGCUGCUCCUGUUCAACAACCCCAACAACAACAACAAGCACCCAUUCCACAGCAACAGCAAGUUCCUGUUCAACAGCAGCAACCCCAACAACAACAGCCCCAACAAAUUCCAGUUCAACAACAGCCAAUAAAGGGUUAAACCAGAGGUCAUAUCCACCACCCAGACCAAACAACAACAGCAUUCGAAUACCAAUCAAACGCAUCGAAAUUCAAGGAGAUUCAAUUGACUUACCGACUAACAAAUAAAAAUACAUUUAAAAUUCCUUUUGAUACCAGCUCCAAUUUUUAUUCUUUUCCUUUAUAAAUACA
Episyrphus balteatus (marmalade hoverfly) is the source of this 2083-nucleotide messenger RNA. It is a transcript of the gene NUCB1, whose product is annotated as nucleobindin-2. Gene Ontology annotation, molecular function: calcium ion binding. Lineage: Eukaryota; Metazoa; Arthropoda; Insecta; Diptera; Syrphidae. The coding region runs from base 186 to 1913 and encodes 575 amino acids. Gene Ontology annotation, cellular component: extracellular exosome; endoplasmic reticulum-Golgi intermediate compartment. The transcript has 6 exons. The record is from RefSeq and is a predicted model, not a curated record.